GGCCAGGGGCGCGGGGAUGGGACAUGGCUCGUCCCGGGGCGCAGGGCCAGGGGCGUUGGGGGGCACACGGCGGGCAGGAUGGGGGGAGGUGCGCGGCAGGCGCCGAGCCCACCCAUGGGCCCGCCUGAGAUUUGGGUUGCGCUGCACCCGCGAUCUGGCGGGGCUGCCUGUUUUUCAUGAGCACUGUGUCCUUCGAGCUGGAUCCUGGGGACAGUCGCCACCGUGUUAAAAAGCAAAUUAUUUGUUUGGAUAAAGUAUUUGGUGCUCUGGUUACUGGGAGAAAAAAUUAGAUGGGAGGCAACAUUGAAACACUAACGUUUUAACAGUGUUACAUUGUAAUUCUCUGGCUGUGGAGAUUGAAAGGCGUCAGAAACUCCUGUCUUGGAAAGUGCAACUGGCGUAUACUUUGUUAUUGCUAUUUUAGGUUUUCCAUAAAUUUGCCGAUUCAGUAAGAUGUUUUGAUUUUUUUUUUUUUUAAGUCUUAAAGGAUCAUGCUUUGAACCCCCAUAACAAAGUCAUUUAUUUGUACCAUCUUCUACUCUGCAUUCCCCCCAAAAAGGCGGGGAACCACCAUUUGGCUCUCAGAAAAUAAGAAUUAGCCCUUUGCUUUGCCUGGCAUGUGAUUAAAAAUUCUUAGCCUUCCAACACCACGUAGUUGUGAUUGUCUAAAUUUUUGUUUUUCAGCUUAUUGUGGCGAUAGAGGGGAGCUGCCUAGUUGAACAGACCAUUUGAGGAAGAGGACUCCUUUUUUACACGUAUUUAUUGCCUUCUAGUAACUUGCAGUAACUUGCUCAGAAGAUGAAUCCAACUAAUCCUUUUGGUGGGCAGCAGCCUGGUGUUUUUCCAACAUCUUCCAGUAGUCCCAUAGGAACAUUUCAAGCUAAGCCACAAUUUCGGUUUGGUCAGCCCUCUCUUUUUGGACAAAGCAAUACAUUAUCUGGUAAAAGCUCAGGAUUUUCACAGGUGUCCAGUUUUCCAGCAUCUUCUGGACAAAGUCAUUCUUCAGUGCAAACGUUAGGAUUCUCUCAAACCUCAAAUGUUGGACUCUUUUCUGGACUUGAACACAGUCCAGCCUUUGUAGCUGCCUCUGGGCCUUCGAGUUCAUGUGUGCCUGGAAACCCUGGAUUCAGUUUUAAGUCCCCCAACCUUGGAGCAUUCCCAAGUACUUCUACUUUUACCCCAGAAACUGGAGAAAAAGCAAGCCCUGUCUUUGGGAAAACAGAAUUUAGCUUUAAACCUCUGGAAAAUUCAGUGUUCAGACCAAUAUUGGGGGCUGAAUCUGAGCCAGAGAAAACUCAGAGCCAAGUUACUUCUGGAUUUUUUACAUUUUCCCACCCAGUCAGUAGUGGACCUGGGGGACUGGCCCCAUUUUCUUUUUCUCAGGUGACAAGUAGUUCAGCCACCAAUUCAAAUUUUACCUUUUCAAAACCAGGUAAUAAUAAUUCAUCAUCUGCCUUUACCCCUGCUUUGCCAAAUCAGAAUGUGGAGGAAGAGAAGAGAGGCCCCAAAUCACUGUUUGGGAGUUCUAGUAGUACCUUCACUGCUUUCCCCAUGUCUUCUUCAGGGUCCUUGGGUGAACCCUUCCCAGUUAGCAAAACAGGUGUCAGACAAGGAUGCGAAGAAGCUGUUUCCCAAAUGGAGCCACUUCCCAGCCUCAUGAAAGGACUGAAAAGAAAGGAGGACCAGGAUCGGUCCCCAAGGAGGCACGGUCAUGACGCAGCUGAAGACUUGGACCCUCUGUCAAGGGGCGAUCAUCCUCCAGAUAAACGACCUGUUCGCUUGAAUCGACCCCGAGGAGGCACUUUGUUUGGUCGGACAAUACAGGAUGUCUUCAAAAGCAAUAAAGAAGUAGGUCGUCUGGGCAACAAGGAAUCUAAAAAGGAAAUUGGCUGUGUCGAGUCUGGGGAAAAUGACCACUUGGUCAUCCCAGGAGGCAGUCAGUCUGUCCCAGCAGCUUCCCGGCUUCCAGGUGUGAAUAAAGAGGAAGAGACUGAAAGCAGAGAUAAAAAAGAAGAUUCUCUAAGAGGAACUCCUUGCCGUCAGAGUAAGAGGAGCGAGAGCACAGACAGUCUCGGGGGCUUGUCUCCUGCUGAAGUCACGGCGAUCCAGUGCAAGAACAUCCCUGACUAUCUCAACAACAGAACCACUCUGGAGAACCACUUUGGCAAAAUUGCUAAAGUGCAGCGCAUAUAUACCAGGCGCAGCAAAAAGCUUGCAGUGGUGUAUUUUUUUGAUCAUGCAUCUGCAGCCCUGGCCAGGAAGAAAGGGAAAGAUUUGCAUAAAGAUAUGACCAUCUUCUGGCACAAGAAAAAAAUAAGUCCCAACAAGAAACCCUUCUCCCUCAAGGAGAAGCAGCCAGGCGAUGGGGAAGCUGGCCAGGGCGCUGAGGACACACCCUUUCAGCACUCCCCACUCGGCAAGCCUGGGGUGAGGACUACGACUGGCGGCCUCCUGAGCAAAAGCUCUCCUGUGAAGAAGCCGAGUCUCCUGAAGGCCCAUCAGUUUGAGGAAGACCCUUUUGAUGAGAGCUCCGAGGGCUCUGAAGGUCUCGGGCCGUGUGUAUCAUCCCUCAGUCCCCUGAUAGGUACCGUGGCUGAGACGUCUGAGGAGAAGUACCGCCUGCUUGACCAGAGGGACAGGGUCAUGCGGCAAGCUCGGGUGAAAAGGACCGACCUGGACAAAGCAAGAACUUUUGUUGGGACGUGCCUGGAUAUGUGUCCUGAGAAGGAACGGUACAUGCGGGAGACCCGGAGCCAGCUGAGUGUGUUUGAAGUGGUCCCAGGCACUGACCAGGUGGACCACGCAGCCGCUGUGAAGGAGUACAGCCGCUCCUCAGCUGACCAGGAGGAGCCCCUGCCCCACGAGCUGCGUCCCUCGGCGGUGCUCAGCAGGACCAUGGACUACCUGGUGACCCAGAUCAUGGACCAGACGGAGGGCAGCCUGCGGGACUGGUACGACUUCCUGUGGAACCGCACGCGGGGCAUACGGAAGGACAUCACGCAGCAGCACUUGUGUGACCCAGUGACGGUGUCUCUGAUUGAGAAGUGCACCCGGUUUCACAUCCACUGUGCUCACUUCAUGUGUGAAGAGCCCAUGUCCUCAUUUGACGCCAAGAUCAACAACGAGAACAUGACCAAGUGCCUCCAGAGUCUGAAGGAGAUGUACCAGGACCUGAGAAACAAGGGCGUGUUCUGUGCCAGUGAGGCAGAGUUCCAAGGCUACAACGUCCUGCUCAAUCUCAACAAGGGGGACAUCCUUAGAGAAGUGCAGCAGUUCCACUCUGCCGUUAGAAACUCCCCCGAGGUGAAAUUUGCCGUUCAGGCCUUUGCUGCAUUGAACAGUAAUAACUUUGUGCGAUUUUUUAAACUGGUCCAGUCAGCUUCUUAUCUGAACGCUUGUCUUCUGCAUUGUUACUUUAAUCAGAUCCGCAAGGAUGCUCUCCGAGCGCUCAAUGUGGCGUACACGGCAAGCACACAGCGCUCCACCAUCUUCCCCCUGGAUGGUGUGGUGCGUAUGCUGCUGUUCAGAGACGGCGAGGAGGCCACAGACUUCCUCAACUGCCAUGGCCUCACUGUCUCUGACGGCUGUGUCGAGCUGAACCGGUCCUCGUUCCUGGAACCUGAGGGCUUGUCCAAGGCCAGGAAGUCGGUGUUCAUCACCAGGAAGCUGACGGUGUCGGUUGGGGAGAUUGUGAAUGGAGGGCCGUUGCCCCCCACACCCCGUCACACCCCCGUAUGCAGCUUCAAUGCCCAGAACAAGUACAUCGGGGACAGCCUGGCUGCAGAGCCGCCUUCGGGCGUGCAGAGACCUGGCUUGGACGUGGCAGGCGCUGGGUUCCUGCAGGUAAAGCGCUCCUGGCACCCGGUCAUGGCUCAGGAGGCACCCCAUGGUGGUCUGCUCAGGAGGGUGGCCUGGGUCUGUCCCUGGUGCCCACCUUUGCCCAUUCCUCCAGGCACGGGGAGAGCAGAGGAGUGUGGUGCGGAGGUGGCCGAGCCCCUGCCAGCUCUCCUCCUGCAGCCGCUGCCUGUGUCGGCUUCUCCACCACAUCGCCCAGUGCUGACCCCGAGCGUGGCACCCAGCCUCUUGCAGCCCCCUGUGCAGCCCCCCAUGCAGUCGGAGCUUCUCCCGCCAAAGCCUGUGCCUGUUUACUCAGAUGCGGACCUGGCCCAAGUGGUGGAUGAGCUCAUCCAGGAGGUUCUUCAGAGUGACUGUGAGGAAGUCGGUGCCGCCGGGGCAGCCUUUGCAACCACAGCCCUUGGUGUUUCCAAUGCUGCUAUGGAGGAGCUGUUAACAGCUACAACCACAGGCAUUCUGAGGCACAUUGCAACUGAAGAAGUCACCCAGGAAAGGGAACGGAAGGAGGAAGAGAGGCGGCGGGCUGAAGAGGAGAGGUUGAAACAAGAGAGAGAAUUGGUGUUAAUUCAGCUGAGCCAGGACCUGGCUGCAGAGCUGACAGAAGUUGUGGUGACAGAAUGUGUGAGAGAAACCUGCUCCCAGGAGUUGAAGAGUGCAGUGGAGACGGACCAGAGGGUUCGUGUGGCCCGUUGCUCUGAGGAUGUCUUUGCCCAUCUGGUGGACUUGUUUCUUGGGGAGGAAAUUUUCCAGACUGCAAAAGAGACCUUGCAGGAGCUUCAGUGCUUCUGCAAGUAUCUCCAACGGUGGAGAGAAGCUGUCGCAGCCCGCAAGAAACUAAGGCGCCAGAUGCGGGCCUUCCCUGCGGCGCCCUGCUGUGUGGACGUGAACGAUCGGCUGAGGGCGCUGGUGCCCAGCGCAGAGUGCCCCAUUGCGGAGGAGAACCUGGCGAAGGGCCUCCUGGACCUGGGCCACGCGGGGAGAGUGGGCGUCUCGUGUACCAGGUUAAGGUGGCUCAGGGACAUGGUGGCGCACCAGAUGAAGGUCCAGCACUUCCACCAGCAGCUGCUGAGUGACGCGGCAUGGGCACCCCUGGACCUACCGUCCCUCGUGGCUGAGCACCUCCCCAGGCGGCAGGAGCGUGUGUUUUGGAAGCUGGUGCUGGUGUUGCCUGAUGGAGAAGAACAGUCCCCAGGGAGUCCCGGCAGAAUUCUAUCACAUUGGUUAAAAGUCAAGUUCAUGGGAGGUGAUGGCUCAGUGGAUGACAUAUACCUUGAUAUUGGUGGGAUUCAGACACUCACUCUCUUUAACACUCUCAGCAGCAAAGGGGAUCAGACAAUUUCUGUCAGUGUGUGCAUCAAGGUGGCCCACGGCGCUCUUAGUGACGGUGCCCUCGAUGCCGUGGAGACACAGAAGGAGCUCCUGGGAGCCAGUGGGCUUAUGAUGCUGCUUCCUCCCAAAGUGAAGAGUGAGGACAUGGCAGAGGAGGACGUGUACUGGCUGUCGGCACUGCUGCAGAUCAAGCAGCUCCUGCAGGCCAAGCCCUUCCAGCCUGCGCUUCCCCUGGUGGUUCUUGCGCCCAGCCCCGGAGGGGAUGCCGUGGAGAAGGACGUGGAAGAGGGUCUGAUGCUCCAGGAUUUGGUUUCAGCUAAGCUGAUUUCAGAUUAUACUGUUAUUGAGAUCCCUGAUUCCAUUAGUGACUUAAAAGGCACAACUAAGGUUUCGCAGGCUGUGCAGUGGCUGGUCUCCCACUGCCCCUGUUCCCUUGACCUUUGCUGCCAGACCCUCAUUCAGUACGUGGAAGAUGGGGUGAGCCGGGAGUUUAGCAGCCGGUUUUUCCAUGACAGAAGAGAGCGGAGGCUGGGCGGCCUGGCCUCACAGGAGCCAAGUGCCGUCAUUGAGCUGUUCAACAGCGUGCUGAGCUUCCUGGCCUCCGUAGUGUCCUCCGAGCAGCUCUGCGACCUGUCCUGGCCUGUCACCGAGUUUGCUGAGGCAGGGGGCAGCCGGCUGCUUCCUCACCUUCACUGGAACGCCCCGGAGCACCUGGCCUGGCUGAGGCAAGCCAUCCUUGGCUUCCAGCUCCCACAGAUGGAUCUUCCGCCUCCAGGGGCUCCCUGGCUCCCUGUGUGUUCCAUGGUCAUCCAGUAUGCCUCCCAGAUUCCCAGCUCUCGCCAGACGCAGCCUGUCCUGCAGUCACAGGUGGAGAGCCUGCUCUGCACCACGUACAGCAGGUGGAAGAGCAGGCGCCCCUCCCCGGGACAGGGGGCUGGGCCCUCAGUUGCUGAGAUCCCGUGGGAUGACGUCAUCGCCUUGUGCAUCAACCACAAGCUAAGGGACUGGACACCCCCAAGGCUUCCCGUCACAUCAGAGGCAUUGAGUGAAGAUGGUCAGAUAUGCGUGUAUUUUUUUAAAAACCAUUUGAAAAAAUACGACGUCCCUUUGUUGUGGGAACAAGCCAGAAUGCAGACGCAGAAGGAGCUACAGUUGAGUCAGGGCCGUUUGGGGAUAAGAUCUUUUCAUCCUUCUGGAAACAAGCUUCCUACUCCAUUACUUCACGUGCACCUCAAAGGGAAGAGAGGUGUGGAGCAUGGCCAAGAGAGACGGAUUCCCAGCUCUGAGGAUCUGAUGCACGGAGCCUCUGCCCAGGAGCUCCUGGCCCAGUGUCUGUCUAGCAGCCUGCUGCUGGAGAAAGAGGAGAGCAAGAGGUUUGAAGAUCAGCUUCAGCAGUGGUUGUCGGAGGACUCAGGAGCACUUAGAGAUUCAACGUCCCUUCCCCUCUACCUUCCUCAGAAUCUGGUGUCUCUGCCUCAGACUAUUGAACCUAUGAUGAAAACAUCUAUGACUGCUAGCCCUCAGAAUGAAAGGACAGGGAGGCAACUGCAGUUGUCAGAGGCAACAGGCACAUCUCUGACUGAACGGCUGAAACACCUGGAAAGGCUGAUCCAGAGUUCAAGGGAGGAGGACAUUGCCUCUGAGCUCCAUCUCUCUGCAGUGUUGGACAUGGUGGACAUUUGAGCUGCUGGAACUGAGAGAGGGUCCAGAUUUUAUUUUACUCAAAAUAAUGUUAUUCUCAGAUGCUUGAUGCAUGUUGGAAAUGUGAUUAUUAAUCAUGCAAAUAAACCUUUGAAAUAUCUAA
Messenger RNA from Cervus elaphus (red deer), 6988 nucleotides. It is a transcript of the gene MCM3AP, whose product is annotated as minichromosome maintenance complex component 3 associated protein. Bases 799 to 6867 code for a protein of 2022 amino acids. The transcript is spliced from 28 exons. Gene Ontology annotation, molecular function: nucleic acid binding. NCBI's taxonomy places the organism in Eukaryota, Metazoa, Chordata, Mammalia, Artiodactyla, Cervidae. Gene Ontology annotation, biological process: mRNA export from nucleus. Gene Ontology annotation, cellular component: cytoplasm; nucleus; transcription export complex 2. The record is from RefSeq and is a predicted model, not a curated record.